This is a messenger RNA of Acyrthosiphon pisum (pea aphid), 968 nucleotides long. RefSeq lists its product as uncharacterized. The transcript is spliced from 3 exons. The coding region runs from base 100 to 711 and encodes 203 amino acids. The record is from RefSeq and is a predicted model, not a curated record. NCBI's taxonomy places the organism in Eukaryota, Metazoa, Arthropoda, Insecta, Hemiptera, Aphididae.
ACCAAGCACCUUCAUAUAUUGAUAGAAGCGAUUUACCUUGUUUUUAAGUAUGAAGAAGACAGUUUUUACUCGGUUUGUCCGGAAGUACUCGGUGCGUAUAUGGCAGAGAAGUCUGGCCACGUGAAAGUGGCCGAGGACCCUUUUUGCGGCGUGGGCGGCAACGUAAUUCAGCUUACCAGACGGUUCGACGACGAAGAGAACAGUAACAAUAUGCCUGCAGAAGCCGAAAUAUCCUCGCCAUCCGCUGAGCAACUGACGAUGCAAAAAGUAUUCGCCGACCUUAGAAACUGGUCGGCAGACUUCGAGAAGUUGAACUGUAGCGGUGAUUUCGUCGGGCUGAAGGCAAAGAGGCGAUCUACAUCUAUGCCUAACAUAUCGUCGACACGUCUCGUUGACGUGAUAUUGGCGCAGGACGGUAUAUUUUGUCGCGGUCAGUCGCCGCAAGUCGAGGCGGUUCCGAACGACGAACAAAGUAUAAUUCAGCAUGCGGAUCAUCUGAUAUUGGCGCAGGGCGGUGACUGUCGCGAUGAGUUGCCGCAAGUCGAGGUGGUCCCGGAUGACGAACAAAGUAUUCAAAAUACGGUUCAACCAGAUCAUCCUAGAACGCCAACGGAGGAACAAAGCACAGGCGAAUUAUCGAAGAAACGCAAACGUCCAUCAAUGUGGAAACGAACAAAGCGUUUCUUCGUCUACUUGUUCACUUGCGGCUAACUUCAACUUCAGCUGAACAAGCGGACGAAGAAACACUUUGUCCCUUCCCACAAAUAUGGGCGAUUGUGUUUAUCCGCUGAUUUGCGAGCUCUGUAUUCCUCCAUGGCUGUUCUAGCACAGAUUAUAUGAUUUUCAUAUAAUAUUAUAAUCUGUGAUUCUUGUAUAUGAUAUUGUUGCACCGUAUUGUGAAUUUUUUCUAUGUUUCAGUGUUUUUGUGUAUAACUAUUCUACCGAAAUUUUAUAAUAAUAGUUAUAUA